AUGCUGAUAUUUCUGCUUUUAUUCGUUGCUGGAGUUCAGAUCAACGCCUCGCCAAUUGAGCAAAUUGAGGGUUUGCGAUCGAGCUAUGAACCGACAGAUGGCUCAAUCCGACUCGAGUGGAAAAGUCGAUCACAUAGAGCAGAUUUCCCCUAUUUGAUUCGCUAUCGUGUGGUUGGUGUUGGGGAAUGGACGUAUCAAAGAAGUCGUGGAAACUCUCAGAAACUUCAAAUUCCGAACCUUCGAAACAAUGAGCAAGUUGAGGUUCAGGUGCGAACCGACGAAAGAACCAACGAUCAUUGGAGUCAAUCUCUUCUCAUUACCUUUCAAAAAAAGCUGACACUUGACGGACCUCUAGCCGACGAUACCCUGAUCCCUCCAUUGGACUUCAAGGCAACCAUCAAAGAUUCUCGUUCCGUCAAGCUCCAAUGGCAUCCCGCCGAUCAAAAUCCUGAGAUCUUCUACUUGGUUCACGUCAAACAAGUGACUUCGAAAAAAGGCGUAUCACUGCACAGGCAACAGAUCAAAACAGCGGCCACGAGCUUCGAAUUGGGCGGGCUUGAGGCAGGCGCUCGUUACGAGUUAGCGGUGAGAAGUGCUCUCCCAGAAAGGAUCUCACAAACAGCAUCAGUCGUCGAAAUCAAAUUACCCUACGAUGAUGAGUUCUUUGAAAUCGGCAACUUGAUGAUCGCCUCGAAAUUCAUGAGUGACGGGAGGGGAACGGUGAAUCUCACAUGGACUGUCCCUCAUCAAAUGAAACACAGAAUAACAGCCUAUGAUGUGAAGUACACAGAAAAGAACGCGAAUCGGUGGAGAAAAGUGAAUUUCGGAGGAGAGAGACCAAAAGCCACACUUCACGAUUUGACUGGUGACACGGAAUACCAAUUGGAAAUCAAGACAACAUUGGACAAUGGACAUAACAGCGAGACAACCCAUUUCACUUUCCGAACUCCGAGGGUUGAAACAAAUCCAAUUGAAAAAGUCGAUGUGCUUUUCUCGCACGAUGUGAACACUGUGCAAGUACAAUGGAUCUUGAAAGAAGACAUGGAUCUUUCCCAGGUGAUCGGAUAUGAUGUGUAUUUGUCUGAUAAUAAGGACGCUCCCGCUCAUACUUGGCAAAGGAUGCACGUGGACAAUCCUGAAGGCUCAUUGGCGAUUCCAGGUCUCCGCUCUCUAUCAACCUACUUUGUGAGGAUCGAUGUUCGCACCAGAGAUGGCAAAACCGUGCGAUCGCCUCCCAUUUACAAAUUCACUACAAUCGGCACCGAAAACAGCGACGAUAAUACGGCAAAUAUGCUUUCCUAUAUGAAUGUGGCGCCCGGAGAAGUGAUCUUAUCGUGGACUUUCCCUGAAUAUCUCAGGCGUCUGGUGAAAGGUUCACUUUUACUCUACACUCAUCACAAAGAGGAUCCACAAGAAAAAUGGGCACGAGUCGACAUUGAAGGAGGAAAUGGGAAAUCCGUUCAUUUACAACAAUUGCAUAUGGGAAGAACGUAUCAAGUUAGAAUCAUUCCACGCUUACACGAUGAUCGAUAUGCACCACAAUUCGCGGAAACCCUAGAAAUGCAUGUUGAUGCUGUGACAAUGCGAACUGGCGGUAGUGGACCACGAGACCCACUUCAAAUGAGUGCCGCUUUGCCACCCCGCAGAAGAGCCCGAUAUUUC
Mesorhabditis belari is the source of this 1662-nucleotide messenger RNA. The record is from the annotation of a GenBank genome assembly. Lineage: Eukaryota; Metazoa; Nematoda; Chromadorea; Rhabditida; Rhabditidae.